Messenger RNA from Saccostrea cuccullata (small rock oyster), 681 nucleotides. Its product is annotated as hemagglutinin/amebocyte aggregation factor-like. Gene Ontology annotation, biological process: collagen fibril organization. The record is from RefSeq and is a predicted model, not a curated record. The transcript is spliced from 6 exons. Lineage: Eukaryota; Metazoa; Mollusca; Bivalvia; Ostreida; Ostreidae. Gene Ontology annotation, cellular component: extracellular matrix. The coding region runs from base 78 to 650 and encodes 190 amino acids.
UAUUUGUUACAGUGUCUCUCCUUAUAUAUUAGAUAAAUUUUGGUUAAUUCGGAAUAAGUGCUUUAUCAGGAAACAAAAUGUGGAUAAGUGCAGCUCUGAGUUUGAACCUGUUCUUAGGAGUGUACUCUUGGGUGAACGAUUAUGAUCAACCUUUUACCUUUAAGUGUCCUCAACAUCAGUCAAUCAACCGUAUCGUCAGUCACCAUGACAACGGAGCAGAAGAUCGUGUGUUUGACUUCCAGUGCAGCAAGUAUGGAGAUGCUACUGAAAGUUGUUUCUGGACAGAGUAUGUCAACAACUUUGACCAGCCAAUAGCAUUCCAGUGCCCAAAUGGCGGAGUUCUAGAUGGCGUCUCUAGUGUCCAUGACAACGGGCCUGAAGAUCGGCGCUUUCGCUUCUACUGCUGUGAAAAACCAGGAAUGUGUCUUUACAAUUGCUACUACAGUGGUUGGGUCAAUAGUUAUGACGGGGAUGUGGACUACACGGUACCAGCCGGUCACGUGAUGAGAGGGUGGAUAAGUAUCCAUGACAACGGUGCAGAAGACAGAAUCUUUGACUUCGAAGUAUGUUUGAUGCAGAAUUGCAUUGACACAAAUCCAGGUGGGGGUGUCGUGGGAAAAAGAGUUGUAAAUAACACAAGCCAUUCGUAAUAUUUAUUUAUAUACCUGUAUAUAAGUAAAG